Molecule: messenger RNA, 3385 nt
Organism: Arvicola amphibius (Eurasian water vole)
Lineage: Eukaryota; Metazoa; Chordata; Mammalia; Rodentia; Cricetidae
Gene: Tbl3
Product: transducin beta like 3
Exons: 23
Coding region: 90-2606 (838 amino acids)
Biological process (GO): endonucleolytic cleavage in 5'-ETS of tricistronic rRNA transcript (SSU-rRNA, 5.8S rRNA, LSU-rRNA); endonucleolytic cleavage to generate mature 5'-end of SSU-rRNA from (SSU-rRNA, 5.8S rRNA, LSU-rRNA)
Cellular component (GO): small-subunit processome; 90S preribosome; nucleolus
Molecular function (GO): U3 snoRNA binding; protein binding
Source: RefSeq, a predicted model, not a curated record
CAGAACGUGCCAUGAAGUACAGAGCCGCGCGGUGUCUGUUUCACGCGGCGGAGGUCUGCUGAGCUUGGAGGAAUCGACUGCACUCGGACAUGGCGGAGCCUGCGGCCGGAGUGAGCCGCUUCAAAGCCAACUAUGCAGUUGAGCGAAAGAUUGAACCUUUCUACAAGGGCGGGAAAGCACAGCUGGACCAGACCGGCCAUUACCUCUUUUGUGUCUGUGGUACCAAAGUCAACAUCCUAGAUGUGGCCUCAGGGGCUUUGCUUCGGAGCCUGGAGCAGGAGGACCAAGAGGACAUUACUGCCUUUGACCUCAGUCCUAAUGAUGAAGUCCUGGUAACAGCCAGCCGGGCACUGCUGCUGGCUCAGUGGGCCUGGCGAGAAGGCACCGUCACUCGUCUGUGGAAGGCGAUACACACAGCCCCUGUGGCCUCCAUGGCGUUCGACACCACCUCUACACUGUUAGCCACAGGUGGCUGUGAUGGCGCUGUACGUGUCUGGGACAUUGUGCAACAUUAUGGAACACACCACCUUCGAGGCUCCCCCGGUGUCGUUCAUUUGGUGGCCUUCCAUCCAGACCCCACUCGUCUGCUGCUCUUCUCCUCAGCUGUGGACACCUCUAUCCGUGUGUGGUCCCUGCAGGACCGCUCAUGUCUGGCCGUUCUGACCUCACACUACAGUGCUGUCACGUCCCUCUCCUUUAGCGAGGAUGGCCAUACCAUGCUCAGUUCUGGCCGUGAUAAGAUCUGCAUAGUCUGGGACCUUCAGAGCUACCAGGCCAAGAGGACAGUACCAGUGUUUGAGAGCGUGGAAACUGCUGUGCUAUUGCCUGAGGAGCCGGCACCUGCGCUGGGUGUGAAGAACUCAGGCCUAUACUUCUUAACAGCUGGUGACCAAGGGAUCCUCCGUGUGUGGGAGGCUGCUUCUGGGCAGUGUGUGUACACCCAGCCACAGAUGCCAGGACUAGGGCAGGAGCUGACCCACUGUACCCUGGCCCGCUCUGCGGGCCUGCUCCUCACUGUCACCUCCGAUCACAACCUGCUCCUUUAUGAGGCACAUUCCUUACAGCUGCAGAAACAGUUUGCUGGUUAUAGCGAGGAGGUGUUGGAUGUUCGGUUCCUUGGGCCCAAUGACUCCCACAUUGUCGUGGCUUCCAACAGCCCCUGCCUGAAAGUGUUUGAGCUGCAGACUUUGGCCUGUCAGAUCCUCCACGGUCACACAGACAUUGUCCUGGCCCUGGAUGUGUUCCGGAAGGGGUGGCUUUUUGCCAGCUGUGCCAAGGAUCAGAGCAUACGCAUCUGGAGGAUGAACAAGGCUGGCCAGGUGGCCUGUGUCGCUCAGGGCUCCGGACACACACACAGCGUGGGCACCAUCUGCUGUUCUAGGCUAAAAGAAUCUUUCCUGGUGACGGGCAGCCAGGACUGCACUGUGAAGCUAUGGCCCCUCCCUGAAGCCCUGCUGUCUAAGAACACAGCUGUGGACAGUGGCCCGAUGCUUCUGCAGGCCCAGACCACCCUGCGCUGCCAUGACAAAGACAUCAACAGUCUGGCUAUCUCCCCCAAUGACAAGCUGUUAGCCACGGGCUCACAGGACCGCACAGCUAAGCUCUGGGCCUUGCCUCAGUGCCAAUUGUUGGGUGUUUUUUCAGGCCACCGACGUGGCCUCUGGAAUGUCCAGUUCUCGCCCACAGACCAGGUGCUGGCCACAGCCUCUGCUGAUGGCACCAUCAAGCUCUGGGCACUGCAGGACUUCAGUUGUCUCAAGACAUUUGAGGGCCAUGAUGCUUCUGUGCUGAAGGUGGCCUUUGUGAGCCGUGGCUCACAGCUGCUGUCUAGUGGUUCUGAUGGGCUUCUGAAGCUGUGGACCAUUAAGAGCAAUGAGUGUGUACGGACACUGGAUGCUCACGAGGACAAGGUCUGGGGGCUACACUGUAGCCGACUAGAUGACCAUGCCAUCACCGGGGGCAGUGACUCCCGAAUCAUUCUCUGGAAGGAUGUGACAGAGGCCGAGCAGGCAGAAGAGCAGGCCAAACGGGAAGAGCAGGUGAUCAAGCAGCAAGAACUGGACAACCUGCUCCAUGAGAAGCGGUAUCUCCGGGCCCUGGGACUUGCCAUCUCCCUGGACCGCCCCCACACUGUACUGACUGUUAUCCAGGCCAUCCGGAGGGAUCCUGAGGCCUGUGAGAAGCUGGAGGCCACUGUGCUCCGACUGCGACGAGACCAGAAAGAGGCCCUGCUGCGCUUCUGUGUCACAUGGAACACCAACUCCAGACACUGUCACGACGCCCAGGCCGUGCUGGGUGUGCUGCUAAGGCAUGAGGCCCCUGAAGAGCUGCUGGCCUAUGAAGGGGUGCAGGGUACACUGGAGGCCCUGCUGCCCUAUACCGAGCGGCACUUUCAGCGGCUUAGCCGGACGCUACAAGCAGCCACCUUCUUGGACUUCCUUUGGCACAACAUGAAGCUGUCCCCACUCCCUGCUGUUCCCCCAGCCCUGUCUGGAUCCCUGCUUUGCCUGUGGUUGGGGUUGACAGUACAACCUCUCUGCAGGGCUACACAAAUCCUCAAAGGGGACCCAUGUUCCUUUGGUCCUGUUCCAGUGCCCUGCGGGUGAUGGUGCAGCAUCGGCUCUGAAUGGCACUCACACAGGGGCGAGUUGGUACUACAGGGGGAACAGGCCUGUCUGUAGCCACCUUGUCUUCCCUGCCGUCUGGGAGCCCUGGCCUGCCCAGGAGGAAGCCCAGCCCUUCAGGCUGCAGCAGCACUGCAGGAAACAGACCUUCCUGGCCAUUGUACCUACAAGAAAGGCAGGGCUUGGUUAAGAAUUUACCUGAUGUGCCCCUCCUGCCAGGCAGCACCUGUCACUGCUCCAACACACGCACGCACACACGUGUGUGAGCACACUCACUGUACCUGCACAGCCACCAGCCGCGGUCUGAGGGUUCCAGCACGUGCACGCAUGCCCCUGCAGGCACUGAUAGCUCAUCAGUAUGACUGCCCUCAUAGGCCUGAGUAGCACAGAACUGCAUCCCUAGGGUAGGUGUUUGGGGAUCACUGGAGAACUGUAAGGCCAGAGUCCUGACCUUUCUCCUGGUGGAGAAACACCCACAUGCCUGGUGCCCCACUGUCACCUCCCUCCUGAGCUUGCUCUUAGCCUUGCUGCAGGUUCAUUCUUAGUGGUGAGCUUAUGGUAGGGAUGGGCUCAUACCUCUGCAUUGCAAAGCCAGGCCUGAUUCCUGGUCUUGGCCUAGGGCUCCCUCCUCCAGGUAGGGAGCUGGAAACCAGGCCAUCUGCUGAUCCUUAUUCUCCACCAGCCACCAGCCUGUUCAAGAGGCCAGGAAAGGGCUCAGAUGCCAAGGCCUGCACCCAUCUUGGUCAGAGAGCAGAUGUUUU